Messenger RNA from Cuscuta campestris, 2238 nucleotides. The record is from the annotation of a GenBank genome assembly. Lineage: Eukaryota; Viridiplantae; Streptophyta; Magnoliopsida; Solanales; Convolvulaceae.
CAACGGAGGACGGACUGGAGGAGGGCUUCUUCUUCUUCUUCUAUCGGCGCUGGACGCGAGGGAAUCAAAGAGAGCACCUGGGCGCACAGCUGACGGCGAACGGAGAGCCCUCGCAGUACAGUGACGCUUCGCAAACGGGAAGCUGAAUUCGGUUCUCUGCUCCCAAUCGAUUGGAUCUCUCCUAAUUUCCGCCGGCUGUAGGGUUUUUCCCGUACAGCCGGUUAUAGGAUAAAAUUUGCGGUAUAGUUCUGGAUUUCAGUGUUCUGAUUUUGCCUUCUAGCCAUGGAAUCCAAUGGAGUAGAAGCAUCACAAAUCCUCGGAGAACUCGAUUCACUUAAGGCAGACAAGCUACGAAUCGAGCGACGGAUCUCAGUUCUUGAAGAUCAACUUCGUCGGCUCAGCGCAAACGAUCAAACCAGCCUAAACUUCGUCGUCCGUCAUGCUCCAUUAUCUAAUGGAAGGUCAAGCUCCGGUCAUGGUUUGUCUCCUGAUGAUAUUCAUAGAUACAGUCGUCACUUGUUGCUUUCUUCAUUCGGCAUCAAAGGUCAGGCAAAUCUAUUGAAGUCUUCAAUUUUAGUUAUUGGGGCUGGAGGCUUAGGAUCACCUGCUCUGCUCUAUCUUGCAGCUUCUGGUGUUGGUCGAAUCGGCAUUGUCGAUCAUGAUGUUGUUGAGCUUACUAAUCUACAAAGACAGAUAAUACAUACUGAAGUAAAUGUUGGAUGCUCAAAGGUGGAGUCUGCUGCUGCUGCUUGCCGCGCGAUUAACUCUUCCAUUCAGAUUGUUGAACACAAAGAAGCAUUCCGUACAUCCAAUGCUUUGAAGAUCGCAAGCCAAUAUGACAUUGUCAUAGAUGGAACAGAUAAUGCUCCUAGUCGCUACAUGAUCAAUGAUUGCUGUGUCGUGUUGGGAAAGCCUCUUAUAUCCGGAGCUGCAAUUGGUCUAGAAGGCCAGUUGACAGUAUACAAUUACAAUGGAGGUCCAUGUUAUAGGUGUCUGUUUCCAACCCCACCCCCCACAACUGCAUGCCAGAGGUGCUCAGACAAUGGUGUAUUAGGUGUAGUUCCUGGAGUUAUUGGAUGCCUUCAAGCCCUAGAGGCUAUAAAAGUUGCAAGUGAGAUUGGUGAACCACUCUCUGAGCGGAUGCUUCUGUUCGAUGCCCUGUCAGGACGAAUACGUAUGGUGAAGAUUCGAGGAAGAUCAUUGCAAUGUAAAGCUUGUGGUGACAGUGAACCACUGACAAAACAGCAAUUUGAAGAUUUUGACUAUGAAAAAUUUACUCAAUCGCCAAUUAUUACGGGUCCAUUGAAGCUGAAUCUUCUUCCACCAGAAGCUAGAAUCAGCUGCAGCGAGUACAGGGAGAAAAUUUCAAAAGGCGAAGCCCAUGUAUUACUAGAUGUACGCCCGGCACACCAUUACAAGAUUGCCUCACUUCCCAACUCCAUAAACAUCCCACUCCCCGAUUUGGAGGAUCGGCUUGCUGAGCUUUCUGAAAUGCUACGUGGUGAUGAUAAUAAGGAAGAGGGCAGUCAAGAAUCAUGUGUCUCUCUUUAUGUCCUUUGCAGAAGAGGCAAUGAUUCACAGAGGGCUGUUGAAUGCCUCCACAGGGCAGGCUUCUCUUCGGCAAAGGACAUAAUAGGCGGCCUUGCGGCGUGGACCCAGGAGGUGGAUCCUCAGUUCCCAUCAUACUGGUAAUAAAAUCACAUCAUAUUGUUAUGGAGAAAUGAUUUUAGUCUAAUUUAUUACUGAUGUCCGUUCGUAAAAUUGACUGUUCCUACCCCUAACCCUCCGGUGAACCCCCACUUCGGCCCGAACUGGCUCCCACCCCUGUCAAUUCACCACAAAUUUAGUUGACUUUGGAGUGAAAAAUUAUUCAUUCCGAAAUCAACUUUGGAAAGGGGAAAAUGACUUUGGAAAGUCAUUUUCCCCUUUCUUGAUCUUUGGCAAAGACAAAAAAGUGAAGUCAACAGGAAAAUCAACAUGAAAAUGGAGGCACAAAUCGUGAUUUUGUCUUCAGGAAAAUUCGAUCCGGUGUUGCUAGAGGUGCAAAGGAAUGAAAGGAUGCCAUUUUUGCCGGCGACAACGAUGGAAACAUAGUCUAUCAAAUGAUGUUUGGUUAAAUUUUGAUUUUCUUCCGAGACCGUCAAAGAUUUGAUUUUCUUCAAAUGUUUGGUUCUUAUUUUCUUCAGUGAUUCUAUCGUGGGCAUGUCUAAUUUUUGGUAAUGAAUUGAUUAAUUUUGU